UUCCUAUAAAUAAGACAUCUGUCCAGAGGUGUUGAAGUUUACUCAGUGUGUGAGAGAAGCUAUCUGGAGUAUCACUUCCGCCGAGACCACAUCUUAGAAAAUCAUGGCAGUACUAUCCUCAACAUAUCUGAUCAUGGUGAGCUAUUUUGGGAAGUUAAUGAAUCAAUUUAUAAUCACGAGUGAUAACUGCAAACCUUUUUUCUACGUGCAAAACAAUGGGUUCUGCAUCGGUUAUGACCACUGUGACAUGGAUCAAGUUCUUCGAAUAAAAGAGUGUCCGGGGUCUGUAAACUGCAAACUUGCACCUGCGAAUUUGCAUUGUGGAUGUAUUAGAAGCAAGAGUGCCAUUGUACCAGAAUAUUCUGAUUUGUCAAAAAGGUGCAGAGAUGUAAACCAACGUUAUAUCAACGAUACUUUGAACAGUGGACUGUGUCCACCUGGAUACAUUGGUAGAAAAAGCUUCUGUUUUGACUGGGCUUGUGGCUCCCGAGAAUACAUUCAGAUUAAUUGGUGUACUGUAAAUAUGAGAUGUUUCAUUGCACCUAGUUAUCGGUAUUGUAGCUGUGGGCAUGUGUACGGAUCACGUAAAUCACGGGAAAGUGCAUUUUCACAAAGGUGCAGUGAUAUUGACGAGUGUCUUAAACAUCCAUGUGGUGCUCAGGAAUUCUGCACAAAUAUACCUGGAAGCUACACCUGUUCUAACAACACCUGCAUUGAUCAGAAUCAGUUUAACCCGAAGCAGUGCAGCUUCAUUCACUGGGACCAGCAGAUUCAGAGUUCAUGGUAUACAUUCCACAAGUAUUGUUCUGUGAUUAAUUCAAUCGUUGUACUGGUGAAUAAGCAGUGCAAGGCUCAGAGGAGUGAACCUAUAUUUCAGAAAAUCAUUUCAGCUGCAAGUGACCUACUGAGGAAUGAUUCCCUGUGGGGCAACUUGGAAAAGGAAGAGCGGCUCUAUUUGGCUUCCAUAUUCCUGCAAUCUGUGGAAAACUCUGCAAUCGUUGCCAGUCUAAAUUUUUCUGAUCAGGAGAGGAGAAUUGAAUCAACUGAAAAUAUUGAUUUGGAAAUACGAUCCUUUCGAGGGAAAAAUGUUUCAGCACCUGAGAGAAUCAGACUCCAGGCAAAGGGCAACUUUAUAGAUAUCUCUCAAAGUGCAGUCACCAGAGAAGUAACGAAGGUAACAGAUUUUGCUGCUGUGGCAUUGAUCGCCUUCAACAACAUGGACUCCACCCUGAAUGGAAGCAUUUUCAACCUCAGUCCCACUGAUGGAAAACUGAAGCCAUUUCGAUUGAUCUCAAAUGUGGUUUCAGCCGUGAUAACUAACAGUGACAACCUUAGAUUUGACCCAACAGCGAACUUCACUUUCAAACACACUGAGGAAGCUGAAGGUAAUUCGGAAUUGCACUGUGCCAACUGGAAUUAUGCGGCUGGAAAAAGCUAUUGGUCUCGCAGAGGGUGCAUUAUGGGAGAUUCCAAUGGAACGCAUACCUGGUGUCGAUGUAGUCGGUUUUCUAGCCUCGCUCUGCUGAUGACUCCUUAUGAAUGGCAGACAGAGCCUGUUGCUCUUAUUAUAAUCACACUCAUCGGGAUCCCUGUAUCAUUGGUGUGUCUUGCUAUUGCUAUUGGAAUUUUUGUCUUUUGGAAGCAACUUAAGAGUGCUGUAACUGCCACCCACACGCAGCUGUGUCUGAGUCUGUUCCUGGCAGAGCUGCUCUUCAUAGUUGGAGUCAACAGAACCAGAAACCAGGUGGUGUGUGGGAUUAUAGCGGGAUUUUUACACUACUUGUUCCUGGCAGCAUUUGUUUGGAUGUUUCUGGAGGGAAUCCAGCUCUACCUCAUGGUUAGAAACAUCAGAAAAUUGAGGGUUCCCCAUUUUGAAAAAAUUAGGAAAUACAUGUACCCCUUUGGCUACGGUGUUCCUGCAGUAAUCGUAGUUGUUUCUGCUGCAGUGCAUCACAAUGGCUAUGGGUCAUCCAGACACUGCUGGCUACAAACACAUAGAAGAUUCAUCUGGAGCUUCUUGGGGCCUGUGUGUGUGAUAAUCGGGAUCAACACAAUUCUGUUCCUCAUAACACUCUGGACUUUGAGGAAAGCAGUUUCCGAGCGUGACAUUGCAGUAUCAAAACUUCAAGACACAAGGAUGUUGACAUUUAAAGCCAUCGCGCAGGUGUUUAUCCUGGGCUGUAGCUGGAUUCUUGGCUUGUUCCACUUUAAGGAAGAAACCGUGGUGAUGGCCUAUUUAUUCACCAUCGUCAACAGUUUCCAGGGCACCUUUAUCUUCAUCAUUCUUUGUGUGUUAAAUCCUAAGGUGAGGGCCCAGUGCCAGAAAUGGUUUUCUGUGAUGUUCAAGGCAAAGAGGAUAGUUUCACCCAGGAAUAUAGUCACAAUCAUGUCAAAGACGACUGGGACGAGCUCAGAACAAUGAUGAAGCUGCUCUUACCUCACCUGCUGUGCGACGUAGUCCUGAUGGGUGAAGAAGUCCAUUCACUUUGCUGCAGUGACGUGAAUGGACUUUUCCAGUGCGCCCAGAUGUUUCUUGACAUCACAUGCAAUGAAAGGAGUUGACUGAAGACUGACUGUGAUGGUGGGGAUCUCAGGAGGAGGCUAAGAUGGAUUCUCCAUGCGGCAUUUGUGGGUCGAAUGGGCUGGGAGUGCCUUUGUCGUGUUCAGUGCUUAGGUCGAUGCUGGGUGGUCCAUUCUGUUUAUUGCUUGUCAUCAUUUUGAUACAACUGAAUGGCUUACUAGUCAGUUAAGAGUUAAUUGCAUUGCUGUGGGUCUGGAGUCAUGUAUAGUCAUACCAGGUAAGGAUGGCAGGUUUCCUUCCCUAAAAGGCAUUAGUGAACCAUAUGGGUUUUUAAUGAUAAUUCAAUAGUUUCAUGGUCACCAUUUCUGAGACUAGGUUUUUAUCUCAGGUUUCCUUAAUUAAGUGAAUUCAAAUUUCACAACUCUCAUGUUGGGAUUUAACUCAUGUCUCUGAAUCAUUAGUUCGUUCUCUGGAUUACUAGUCCAGCAACAAAAAGCGUAAGAACUUGAGAAAUCGGAGCAAGAGUAGGCCACUUGGCCCCUUGAAGCUGCGCUGCCAUUCGGUAAGAUGACGGCUGAUCUGAUUUGUCCUCAACUCCACUUACCUGCCUGCCACUAUACUACCAAUAACCUGUUUACUUAGUGCCACUUAAGUGUCAAAAGAUAGGAAGAGAUAAGACAUCAAAAGUGAGCAGAUAAAACUUCUUAGUUUACAGAAAGGAGAAGUGGGCUGGUCUUAUGAAGUUGAUCUCUUUGUGAGCUUUGCUCAUUUCUUCCUCUUAUGUUUUCUUGAAAAUCUUGGUGAUCUGGAUUAAUCUGUUUAGAAGAUCCAGCAAAACAUGGGCAUUAGACGAUGCAGGGUUCCUUUUCAUGUCCUGCUAUCCACUGUUGAACAGUCUAUAUUUUCUGAGUAAGUCUCUUUCUCUCUCUGUCGCUCUCUCUCUGUGUGUGGUGGUGUUAUCUGCUUAUACUUAUUUCUUAGCGCUCUAACGGUUCAGUACAUGACAGGACAAUAAUUUAGCCUUCCUUCUGUAUUGAUAAGCUUGAACUCAUUUAAAACUCUGCUGCCCAUUUCCAAAGACUUCACCCAUCACCUCUGUGUUCUCUAACUUACAUUGGCUGCCAGUCCUCAAUUUUAAAAUCCUCAUCUUUGUGUUCAAAUCCUCCAUUCCUUCAGCACCCUUCCCUAUCUCUGUAACUUCCUACAGCCCUGUAACCCU
Messenger RNA from Carcharodon carcharias (great white shark), 3740 nucleotides. Its product is annotated as adhesion G protein-coupled receptor E3-like. The transcript has 19 exons. Bases 104 to 2422 code for a protein of 772 amino acids. Gene Ontology annotation, molecular function: calcium ion binding; G protein-coupled receptor activity. Gene Ontology annotation, cellular component: membrane. NCBI's taxonomy places the organism in Eukaryota, Metazoa, Chordata, Chondrichthyes, Lamniformes, Lamnidae. The record is from RefSeq and is a predicted model, not a curated record. Gene Ontology annotation, biological process: adenylate cyclase-activating G protein-coupled receptor signaling pathway; cell surface receptor signaling pathway.